AUGGACACCAUGUCAGAAGCCAGGCUCCAAACCCAGCAGAGGAGCAGCCGGAAUGGUCGAGAGACCAGCCUGUGGUCCUCAGGCUUUGGAAUGAAGCUGGAGGCUGUCACCCCAUUCUUGGGGAAAUACCGCCCUUUUGUGGGUCGCUGCUGCCAGACCUGCACCCCUAAGAGCUGGGAGUCCCUCUUCCACAGAAGCAUAAUGGAUCUAGGCUUCUGCAACGUGAUCCUGGUGAAGGAAGAGAACACCAGGUUUCGGGGCUGGCUGGUUCGGAGGCUUUGCUAUUUCUUGUGGUCACUGGAGCAGCACAUACCCCUCUGCCAGGAUGCACCACAGAAGAUCAUGGAAAGCACUGGGGUGCAGAACAUCAUCUCAGGGAGGGCCCCCGGAGGGGCUGGGGAAGGCCAGGGGCCCAGCCUUGUGAAGAAAGAGGUACAGCGCAUCUUGGGCCACAUCCAGACUCCACCCCGCCCCUUCCUGCUCAGGCUGUUUAGCUGGGCACUGCUGCGGUUCCUGAACUGCCUCUUCCUGAAUGUGCAGCUGCACAAGGGCCAGAUGAAGAUGGUCCACAAGGCCGCCCAGGCGGUAAGGCCCGCCCCCCAUUCAGAUGGGGAUGGGACAGCAGGGAAAGAGGAGUAG
This is a messenger RNA of Phacochoerus africanus (Common warthog), 639 nucleotides long. Its product is annotated as glycerol-3-phosphate acyltransferase 2, mitochondrial-like. The transcript has 6 exons. Gene Ontology annotation, cellular component: mitochondrial membrane. The coding region runs from base 1 to 639 and encodes 212 amino acids. NCBI's taxonomy places the organism in Eukaryota, Metazoa, Chordata, Mammalia, Artiodactyla, Suidae. The record is from RefSeq and is a predicted model, not a curated record.